AUGAUUGCUCGACCAUCUGACGCGCUGACCCGGGUGUUGGGAAGAGUGUUCAUCAGGACGUACUUCACGUUCGACGGGACAAUCUACGAACAGGUGAAGGGCACACCAAUGGGUUCGCCGAUUUCGGGGUUCAUCGCCGAGGCGCUCUUGCAACGGUUAGAGUCGCUGGUCUUCCAACAACACAAACCGACGUUCUGGGCCCGGUAUGUGGAUGAUACCUUCGUCGUUAUCGAUAGGGAUCAACUGCUGGCAUUCAAGGAACGUCUGAAUGCGGUCUUCCCGGACAUACAAUUUACGAUGGAGGAGGAAGUGAACAACCAGCUGGCCUUCCUGGAUGCCCUCGUAUACCGCAAGGAUUGUGGUGGACUAAAGACCAAAGUGUUCAAGAAAGCGACCAAUACGAUGCAAGUACUGAACUUCAACAGUAACCACCCAAUCAGCCACAAACGCAGUUGUGUAAGGACGCUCUAUCGGCGUGUCGAAACGCACUGCAGUGAGCCGGAAGACAAGAUUGCUGAACUAAAAUACCUCCGACGGGUAUUCAAAGCCAAUGGCUACCCGGUGCAUACGCAAAAUGGACGAAAGGCCUAA
This is a messenger RNA of Spirometra erinaceieuropaei, 591 nucleotides long. NCBI's taxonomy places the organism in Eukaryota, Metazoa, Platyhelminthes, Cestoda, Diphyllobothriidea, Diphyllobothriidae. The record is from the annotation of a GenBank genome assembly.